Cebus imitator (Panamanian white-faced capuchin) is the source of this 728-nucleotide messenger RNA. RefSeq names its product protein S100-A10-like. The record is from RefSeq and is a predicted model, not a curated record. The coding region runs from base 1 to 474 and encodes 157 amino acids. The transcript is spliced from 2 exons. Gene Ontology annotation, cellular component: cytoplasm. Lineage: Eukaryota; Metazoa; Chordata; Mammalia; Primates; Cebidae. Gene Ontology annotation, molecular function: transmembrane transporter binding.
AUGAAUAAAGCUGGAAGGAAGGACACCGCAGACAGAAGUGAGAAAACCGCCUUAAAGACGGCGUCCUUUUCCCCUGAGAAUCCCGUUCCUCCAAACGCGAACCUUAAAACUGUCUCUAGAGCUGUGCUGCCACCCAGUGUCUGCCGCGCCUUGGCCAAGGCCUCAACAGACCAUACCAAAACGCCAUCUCAAAUGGAACGUGCCAUGGAAACCAUGAUGUUUACAUUUCACAAAUUUGCUGGGGAUAAAGGCUGCUUAACAAAGGAGGACCUGAGAGUACUCAUGGAAAAGGAGUUCCCUGGAUUUUUGGAAAAUCAAAAAGACCCUCUGGCCGUGGACAAAAUAAUGAAGGACCUGGACCAGUGCAGAGACGGCAAAGUGGGCUUCCAGAGCUUCUUUUCCCUAAUUGCGGGCCUCACCAUUGCAUGCAAUGACUAUUUUGUAGUACACAUGAAACAAAAGGGAAAGAAGUAGGCAGAAACGAGGAAUUCCCCUGGCCCUGAUAAAAGUUGUCCCAAAGGGUCACUUAAGGAAUCUGCCCCACAGCUUCCCCCAAAUAAGGAUUUCAUGAGCAGAUCAGGACCCUUAGCAAGUGUACAAAUAAAAUCUAACUCCCAUUUGAUGAGCAGAGAAAAAAAGUUAAAUGCCAGACAAGCUUUUGAUUUUUGUAUUGUCUGCAUCCCCUUGCCCUCAAUAAAUAAGUUCUUUUUUAGUUCUGAAAAAAAAAA